CGCAGACCUACAGGCUUUAUCAGGACCCCCCACAAAAUGACGAAAUCGUAUUCCAUUGAGUGGCUCUCCCAAAGCCAUCACUCCAAAUCGACUGGGAAGCAGAGUGCAGAAGAAAAAAUGGCAACAACUUUGAAACAUCACAUUCGUUGCUUGACUCAGCCUCCUCAAACAGCAUAUUGCAAAGGAUCUCUACAACCCAAAGUAAAGAGUGUGAAGAAAAGGGAAAAAAAUGAGCCAGAUUCUGUUUCAUUGCCCCGUCCAUUGCUCUCAUCUUCUCCGAUGCUUUCAGAAAGCAGCGGAGAGUCAUCUGGUUAUGAAAGCGAAACUGUUCGAUCAGAAGCCACCUCUGCAGAGGGAGAAGAUGGUGGAGGUGAUGAUUCCGGUGCUCAUCGAAGAAUGCGAACGAAAUUUACAUCAGAUCAAAUUUACAAACUGGAGAACACUUUCAAUAGGAACAAGUACUUAGGUACCUCCGAGAGAUUGAAAGUGGCAGCAAAACUACAUCUUUCUGAAACUCAGGUAAAAACGUGGUUCCAGAACCGAAGAAUGAAACUAAAGCGUGAGGUGCAAGAUCUGCGUCCAGACUUCUUGAGCCCUGCUCUAAUGCCUCAGAUGAUGUACCGGCCCGUUUCUUCUCUCCAGCACUUCAACUACCCUGUGCAGCAGCUUGCACUACCCCCUCGCAGUCCAGACAACCUGGCAGCACACCGUCUCUACCCAUCCCUCAUGGAACAAAUGGCAUUCCCUCAGUCCCCACUCCACCAUUUGCUGCUGGCUUCUGUUACUGAGGACUGCACUACAAAAUUAUACAGGUCUCCUUACCUCCGUGCAAUAUAAAAACGUUUCAUGCUUUUAUAAACCACUUUUUAAAAACACUUUUUGUGGCAUUUAAGUAAUUCAUCGAUAAAUUAAAGUAUAUAUCCAAAGUGUUUAAACUGCGUUU
This is a messenger RNA of Acipenser ruthenus (sterlet), 943 nucleotides long. RefSeq names its product homeobox protein vent1-like. The transcript has 3 exons. Gene Ontology annotation, molecular function: DNA-binding transcription factor activity, RNA polymerase II-specific; RNA polymerase II cis-regulatory region sequence-specific DNA binding. Gene Ontology annotation, biological process: regulation of transcription by RNA polymerase II; cell differentiation. Lineage: Eukaryota; Metazoa; Chordata; Actinopteri; Acipenseriformes; Acipenseridae. Gene Ontology annotation, cellular component: nucleus. The record is from RefSeq and is a predicted model, not a curated record. The coding region runs from base 37 to 837 and encodes 266 amino acids.